AUGGCUCUCCCUUUAACUGCGGCACAUCGUAGAUAUAUCGUCAUUGCAGUCACAACUGUGCUGAUUGUGUCUUAUUUUAUGUCUGCGUCAAAGAACAAACCGUCGCCCUCCCUUGGAAAUAUGAUUCCACAAAUCUCUCCCCCUCCCCACAAAGCCAACACUACCUUGGUGAUAUUGGCUCGGAAUACCGAUCUCAGUGGCGUGAUAUCAAGUGUAGAACAGCUAGAGGCGAAGUUUAAUCGCAAAUUCAGUUAUCCCUGGGUGUUUUUGAAUGACGAGCCCUUUUCCACCGACUUCAAAAGGCGUGUCAGUGUGCUCACCAACGCAAAUGUUUCUUUCGGGUUGAUCCCCCGCGAGCACUGGGUCCAACCGGACUGGAUAGAUGAAGGACGAGCUCAGGAGGGACGUAAUAAGCUUGUGCGACAUGGUGUAAUUUAUGGCAGCAGUGUUUCUUACCGCAAUAUGUGCCGGUUUAACUCAGGGUUCUUUUUCCGCCAUGAACUCUUAACGCCAUAUAAGUGGUACUGGAGAGUAGAGCCUGAUGUUAGAUACUACUGUGACCUGGAUUAUGACCCUUUUGUAUUCAUGAAAGAUCACACCAAAGUUUAUGGCUUCACGAUAUCCAUGCCAGGUAAAUUCUCAUCUCUGAUGGUCAAUGAUGCCCACUCAGUUUGGUCAAACUUCGAGAUCGCAGAUAUGGAUUUCUGGAGGAGCGAAGCCUACACGAAAUUUUUCGAGCACCUCGACAACACAGGAGGGUUCUACUACGAGAGAUGGGGAGACGCACCUGUUCAUAGCAUCGCUGCGGCCUUAUUUACGCGCAAGGAUCAAAUACAUUUCUUCAAGGAUAUAGGUUAUAAACACGCUGAAUUCGCUCACUGUCCGCAGGGCAAACAGUGGCGGGAAGGACAUUGUUCGUGUGAUCCAAACGACAACUUCGAUUUUGCCCAAAAUUCGUGCCUGAGGCACUUAAUGCGGUUGGACGAUUAG
This is a messenger RNA of Suillus bovinus, 990 nucleotides long. RefSeq names its product glycosyltransferase family 15 protein. The coding region runs from base 1 to 990 and encodes 329 amino acids. Lineage: Eukaryota; Fungi; Basidiomycota; Agaricomycetes; Boletales; Suillaceae. Gene Ontology annotation, biological process: cell wall mannoprotein biosynthetic process; protein N-linked glycosylation. Gene Ontology annotation, cellular component: Golgi apparatus; membrane. The record is from RefSeq and is a predicted model, not a curated record. The transcript has 12 exons. Gene Ontology annotation, molecular function: alpha-1,2-mannosyltransferase activity.